Messenger RNA from Rhododendron vialii, 2828 nucleotides. Its product is annotated as vacuolar protein sorting-associated protein 52 A-like. NCBI's taxonomy places the organism in Eukaryota, Viridiplantae, Streptophyta, Magnoliopsida, Ericales, Ericaceae. Bases 316 to 2439 code for a protein of 707 amino acids. Gene Ontology annotation, molecular function: syntaxin binding. The record is from RefSeq and is a predicted model, not a curated record. The transcript is spliced from 21 exons. Gene Ontology annotation, cellular component: GARP complex. Gene Ontology annotation, biological process: retrograde transport, endosome to Golgi; Golgi to vacuole transport; endocytic recycling.
GAACACCACGUCUCCGCCCCUAGAAUACGGGGUCGAUCUAUAAUAUGUUCGGUUCGAUUUCUUCCUCCGAUCUCAAGCUUUUCAAUGUUUUCAUUACCGUUACAACUCUGUCGAGAUUCUCUCCGAGUGAUUUAAAUUUUUUUUGAACGGCAAUUUCUUUCCGAGUGAUUAACCUCGGCUGCGUCACAUUGACGGGAUUCUGUGAGUUGCGCAGGUGAUUCCAAUAAGCUGAAUCAAGAUUGAAUCUCUCACCCGUUUGGUCUCCACGUACGCUUAGAUAGGCAAGCCCAGUGAGUGUUGGAUUGGUUGAACAAGAUGGUGGAGGUCACCACAAACAAACAGGGUGAAUCAUUUGGCGAGACUGGUGAUGCCCAUGGAGCUGUAUUCGAGUUGGGAGCCUUUGUUGGGGAUUUAGCUGUUGAGGAGGACGCAAGUAUUGAUGAUAUAUCACUUGAAGGACUAGAACAAGAGCUAGAAGAAUGUAAGACUGAUGAUGUUGUUACAAACAUACUGUCUAAAGGAACAAAACUGCGGGAGUACACAAAGGGCGUUGAGAACAAUUUACGCCAAGUUGAAUUGGAUUCCAUUCAGGAUUAUAUAAAUGAAAGUGAUAACCUGGUCUCGCUUCAUGAUCAGAUUCGUGAUUGUGACAUUAUUCUGUCACAAAUGGAAACUCUACUCGGUGGAUUUCAGGUUGAGAUCGGCUCUAUAAGUUCAGAUAUAAAAAUUCUUCAGGAGAAGUCAAUGGAUAUGGGACUAAAGUUGAAGAACCGCAAGGUGGCAGAAUCAAAACUAGCAAAAUUUGUGGAAGAUAUUAUCAUUCCACCGAGGAUGAUUGACAUCAUUGUUGAGGGAGAGGUUAGUGAAGAAUAUACGAAGACUCUUGAGAGUCUGAGUAAGAAGCUGAAAUUUGUUGAAGUGGACCCUAUGCUUAAAACUUCAAAAGCUCUAAAAGAUGUACAGCCUGAGCUAGAAAGACUUCGGCAGAAAGCAGUCUCAAAGGUGUUCGAGUUCAUUGUUCAAAAGCUUUAUGCAUUAAGAAAACCCAAAACUAAUAUCCAGAUCCUUCAACAGAGUGUUCUUCUAAAAUACAAGUAUAUUAUCUCCUUUCUCAAGGAGCAUGGCAAGGAGGUAUAUACUGAAGUUCGUGCUGCAUAUGUUGAUACGAUGAACAAGGUUUUAAGUGCACACUUUCGUGCUUAUAUUCAAGCGUUGGAGAAAUUGCAAUUGGAUAUAGCAACAUCUAGUGAUUUGAUAGGUGUUGAAACCGGAAGUACUAGCCUUUUUUCCAGAGGGAGAGAACCUUUGAAGAACCGAUCUGCUGUUUUUGCUCUAGGAGAGAGAAUAAGCAUUCUAAAGGAAAUUGAUGAACCUGCAUUGAUUCCACAUAUAGCUGAAGCCAGCUCCCGCAAGUAUCCUUAUGAAGUGCUAUUCCGGAGCUUGCACAAGCUGCUUAUGGAUUCUGCUUGUUCUGAGUAUCUUUUCUGUGACGACUUCUUUGGCGAAGAAUCUGUAUUUUAUGAAAUUUUUGCAGGUCCAUUUGCAGUAGUUGAUGAACACUUCAAUUCAAUCAUUCCAUAUAGUUUUGAUGCAAUUGGCCUUAUGCUUAUGAUCCGCAUUAUACACCAGCAUCAGCUCAUUAUGUCUCGAAGGCGGAUUCCAUGCCUGGAUUCAUAUUUGGAUAAGGUCAACAUUGCUUUAUGGCCUCGUUUCAAGAUUGUAUUUGACAUGCACCUCAGCAGCUUGCGGAAUGCAAAUGUGAAGACAUUGUGGGAAGAUGAUGUUCAUCCUCAUUAUGUAAUGAGACGCUAUGCUGAGUUUACUGCUUCACUUAUUCAUCUUAAUUUUGAAUAUGGAGACGGCCAGCUUGAACUGAACCUGGAAAGACUGAGAAUUGCUGUUGAUGACUUGCUUGUCAAGCUUGCAAAAAUGUUUCGGAAGCCAAAACUGCAGACUGUUUUUCUUAUAAACAACUAUGACAUGACAAUUUCUGUACUGAAGGAAGCUGGUCCAGAAGGUGGGAAGAUUCAACUGCACUUUGAGGAACUUCUGAAGAACAACACAGCAAUUUUUGUGGAAGAAUUACUCCUGGAGCAUUUCAGUAAUCUUAUCAAGUUUGUAAAAACCAGACCAUCGGAGGACCCAAAUUCUGGUUCCGAGAGACCAAUAACUGUUUCUGAAGUUGAGCCACUCGUGAAGGACUUUUCUAGUAGAUGGAAAGCAGCAAUAGAGCUGAUGCACAAUGAUGUCAUCACUUCUUUCAGCAACUUCUUGUGUGGUAUGGAGAUCUUAAGAGCUUCAUUGACUCAGCUGCUGCUAUACUAUACAAGGCUCUCAGAUUGCAUAAAGAGGGUCAUCGGUGGGUCUUCGCUGAAUAAAGAUCUUGUUUCCAUAUCUUCAAUAAUGUACGAAAUCAAGAAAUACUCGAGGACAUUCUAGAUCGAUCGCUUUUCUGAUGCCAACUGAUCACUGAAGAUUGUAAUUACUCACGAUUUGUUUGUGGGAAAAGGUAAAUAGAAGUUCUCGUCAUUGUUACAGGAUGUGUUGACAUGUGAUAUUUUUUCCCAUUUUGCCUCGUGGUCUAGGAAGAUAUUGUAUGGGACAAUUUUGUUUGCAACGAUCAUCAAGAGAUGAAUAAUUGCUGCAAAUAUUGUGGUUUAUCUCGGAGUUUUCAUUUACACCGAUGUUGAGUAUGCCACUUUUUUGUAUAUGUUGUACAAUAAGAUGGUGUUAGGUGCCUCGGUACCUCAUCACCUGUAAAAUGUAAGGAAAUUGUUGAAAUUGUAGCUGCUUCGCUCACGUAUUAGUAAAAGUUGGUAAUUCUUUGU